Messenger RNA from Rhinocladiella mackenziei CBS 650.93, 1668 nucleotides. RefSeq lists its product as uncharacterized. The record is from RefSeq and is a predicted model, not a curated record. Gene Ontology annotation, molecular function: arylsulfatase activity. NCBI's taxonomy places the organism in Eukaryota, Fungi, Ascomycota, Eurotiomycetes, Chaetothyriales, Herpotrichiellaceae. The transcript has a single exon. Bases 1 to 1668 code for a protein of 555 amino acids.
AUGGCUGGAAAGAGUCCGAAUUUCCUCAUCAUUGUCGCCGAUGAUCUGGGAUUCUCAGAUACAUCGCCUUACGGUGGCGAGAUCGCGACUCCGAACCUCCAGUCCCUCGCCUCGUCUGGAAUUCGAAUGACCAAUUUUCAUACCGCACCUGCUUGCUCUCCGACUCGGUCGAUGUUGAUGUCUGGUACUGACAAUCACAUUGCUGGCCUAGGCCAGAUGGCCGAGCACAUGCGACAGAAUCCGGCCCCCUUCGAGAGUAAACCCGGGUAUGAAGGGUACCUCAAUUUUCGGGUGGCUGCUUUGCCUGAAAUUCUCAAAGACGCAGGCUACCACACCAUCAUGAGCGGCAAAUGGCAUCUGGGUAUGAAGCCCGAACAUAGUCCUUCAGCGCGAGGUUUCGAAAAAGUCUUCUCUUUCCUGGCCGGCAGUGGCAAUCACUACAACUAUGAACCGCAGUUUGAGGACCCAAAAUACAAACUCCCAUGGCGCGGCCAGCUGUGGAUGGAAGGUGACCGGUACAUCGACCGCAAGAAAGAAAUUCCCGACAACUUCUACAGUACCACGUACACAACGCAGAAGAUGAUGGAGUUUCUCCAGGCGAGGUCCGAGGAAGAAAAGAAGAAGCCGUUCUUGGCUUAUCUGGCCUACCUGGCCCCUCAUUGGCCUUUGCAGGCGCCAGACCAAACGACAGCAAAAUACAAAGGCUGGUACAACGAGGGCCCAGACAAGUUGAGUGAGAAGCGUGUCAAGAAGCUCAUCGAACUCGGUCUAGUGCCCAAAGAUGUCAUCCCUGCUAAACCUGAAGGCCACAUUGGACCGGAAUGGGACCAACUGUCCGAUCUGGAAAGGGCUGAGUCGGCGCGAAAGAUGGAGGUCUACGCCGCAAUGGUUGAAGAAAUUGACAAAGGCGUGGGUGAAGUGAUUGCAUACUUAGCUGAGACGGGAGAAUUAGACAAUACCUUUGUCACCUUUAUUUCCGACAAUGGUGCAGAAGGCCUGAUGAUGGAAGCCCUGCAUGCCAUGGGCGACGGAACCACCAUGGCCGACAUUAUUCACACAUAUUACGACAACAGUCUCGACAACAUUGGUAAGAAAGAUAGCUUCACGUGGUAUGGUCCUCGAUGGGCGAGUGCGGCCACCGCCCCAAGUCGAGGUUGGAAGACAUGGCCAACCGAGGGAGGAAUCCGAUGUCCCUGUAUCGUGAGGUACCCCCCUUUCCAAAACCCAGCAGAGGCCAUUACCCACUCCUUCACCACCGUCAUGGAUAUUUUACCGACGGUCCUGGAGCUUUCGGGGGUCCCACACCCUGGCAAGACCUUUAAGGGUCGCGAGAUAGUCCCGAUCAGAGGGAAAAGUUGGGUGUCACAUUUGUCGUCCAAGGAUUUGUCCACAACGUCGGUCCACGAUGAGGACGCACACGUGCACGGCUGGGAGCUAGUUGGCUUGCAAGCCAUUCGACGCGGACCCUGGAAGGCCGUCUGGAUGCAUGCACCACGAGGUAAUGGCCAGUGGGAACUGUACAACCUGAACGAGGAUCAAGGGGAGCUGGUCGACCUGGCUACGAAGCGACCGGAAAUCAUGGCCGAGUUGAUCAAGCUGUGGGAACAGUACUACGCCGAGACGGGCAUGAUCAAUUAUCCUUUUGAAUUUAGCGUAGCACUAGCCUAA